This is a messenger RNA of Malus domestica (apple), 1857 nucleotides long. The record is from RefSeq and is a predicted model, not a curated record. NCBI's taxonomy places the organism in Eukaryota, Viridiplantae, Streptophyta, Magnoliopsida, Rosales, Rosaceae.
CACAAAUAGCAUGUACUCAAUUUCUUUUCCAAACCCACACAUAUUUGGGGUUUGUAGUUCCGUCUAUUCAAAGCAUUCAUCUCUGGGGUUCCGAGUUUGAUUCCUACCUUCUUCAGUACCUUGCUUUGUAUAAAAAAAAAUACAAACGCAUACACGUAGAAAUGUUGAAUGAGAUCUUCACCUUGUUGCAAUCUUCUUUAUUCGCACUAGUAUUUGUGUUCAUUUUCCUGAUCUUCUUAUUCAAAUGUCUCUCAACUCCAAUAGCCACAAACCCACCACCGUCUCCACGUAAGCUCCCAAUAAUUGGAAACCUUCACCAACUAGGAUUGUACCCUCAUCGCUCGCUUCAAGCCUUAUCUCAACUCCAUGGCCCUCUCAUGCUUCUCCAUUUUGGAAGUGUCCCAGUCCUUGUUGUUUCUUCAGCUCAGGCAGCCAAGGAGAUCUUGAAAACUCAUGACCUCACAUUUUCUGACCGACCCAAGUCCACCAUCUUUCAGAAGCUCCUCUACAACUACAAAGACGUCUCAACGGCGCCAUAUGGUGAGUACUGGAGGCAGGUGAAGAGCAUAUGUGUUUCUCAUCUCUUGACCAACAAAAGGGUACAAUCCUUUCGCUGUGUGAGAGAAGAUGAAACCAAGUUGAUGAUUGAGAAAAUAAAUCUGUCUUGCAGUACUAACGAAUCUUCAGUUGUGAAUUUGACUGAAAUGGUUGUGACUCUUACUACUGAUGUUAUAUGUAGAAUUGCGUUGGGGAGAAAGUAUUGUGGUGGAGAAGGAGGGAAAAUGUUUAAGGAGAUUUUGGGGGAGUUUAUGGAGUUGUUGGGACGUCUUGUGAUUGGGGACUAUAUCCCAUGGCUUGCUUGGUUGAGCUGUGUCAAUGUGGGCACUAAACUAGACAAGGUGGCUAAAAGGUUUGAUGACUUUUUAGAUGGAAUUGUUGAAGAGCAUAUAGAUGGUGCAAAGAGUGGAGUUGAGCAUGAGGAAAAGGACUUUGUAGACGUUUUGCUUUGGAUUCAGAAAGAAAAUCUAGCUGGUUUUCCUCUUGCUAGAGUUAGCAUAAAGGCCCUCAUCUUGGAUAUGUUUGCUGCUGGCACUGAUACAUAUACAAUCAUAGACUGGGCAAUGUCUGAGCUUUUAAGGCAUCCAAGGGUGAUGAAAAAACUGCAAAAGGAAGUAAGGGGAAUAGCAAGAAGUAAAACCGAGAUAAUAACCGAGGAUGAUUUGGUUGGAAUGCACUACUUGAAGGCAGUGUUCAAGGAGACUCUUCGCUUACAUCCUCCAGUUCCAUUACUAAUGCCAAGAAAGUCAACCCAAGAUGUGAAAAUCCAUGGCUACGACAUUAAAGUCAACACACAAGUCAUAGUGAAUGCAUGGGAAAUCGGAAGAGAUCCCAAAUCGUACGAAAAACCGGAGGAGUUUGAGCCAGAAAGGUUCUUGAAUAGUGGUAUAGAUUAUAAAGGGAAUGACUUUGAAUUGAUUCCAUUUGGAGCUGGCAGGAGGGGCUGCCCAGGAAUUCAGUUUGCCAUGGCGGUUAAUGAAAUUGGUUUGGCAAAUUUGGUGCAUAAAUUCGAUUGGGAGUUGCAUGGCGGAGCAAGAGCGGAGGAUUUAGACAUGACCGAGUCUACUGGUUUAACCAAACGUAGAAAAUACCCUCUUAAAGCGGUUGCUAUUCCAUAUUUAUAAUGUGCUUGCCAUAUUUUGUUCAUGUUAACUUGCAUAUGCCAUAUGGAGGGCAAUAAUAAAGUUUAAGUUAAUAAUCAUAUAUAGAGUAGAUCGCAUCUUCUUUUUUGAAUAAAGUGUAGCACGGUGUGCUAAGAAAGUAAAAAUAAAUAAAUAUGUGCAUCUAUUAUAUUUUGUA